AUGUCGGCUACAAGCAGUCCCGUGGAGCAGAGACUCCCUCACCGUUCGUCGACGAUGAGGAGCUCCAUCGGUCCGGACCGUCGGGCGUCAGUGAGCGAUGACGAGGCUGUCCCGGGUUCGGAUAGCAAUGAGACUACGAACCUUCUCCUUGAGCGUCUCCGUGCUUGGAAACAUAUGUGUGGUUAUUUGGAGGAUUAUGUGGAAGUCACAGCCAAAGUGCAGAAGUCGCAAGCGAAGGAUUAUGAGAAAGUUCUGAAGACUGUCAGCGAUCCGCUUCGGGAGGGGCACCAUUUCUCUCAGAGUGCGGGCGGAGUUUCGGGAUGGUUUGAGAAUAUUCGGACCAAUACUCAGGGGAUUGUGAAUGGGUACCUUGACACGGAAAAGAACUUGAAAGGAUCCGUGCUGCCGACCCUUGAGCGUCUCCACAAAGAGAUCAAGAACAAGUCCAAGGAGCUGCAGAGCGGCGCGUCCAAGAGCGCCAAGGCCGUUGAAAAGGCGCGAGGCGUGACGCAGAAACAUAUCGAGCUCCUCGGUCAGCAGGUCGCAUCGUUUGAUUCGACUGCGGGGAACAAAUUCGACCAUGCCCACGACCCAUACAUCUUGCGCCGCGGGGUCAAUCACCGCUUGAACAAGCAGGUCAUCGAGGAGAACAACAACCGCCAGGACAUCAUCGCCGUGCAGAACAACUUUCAGCAGUUCGAGGCGCACGUUCUGCAAACCGUCCAGGCCGCCAUCGAGCAGUUCAACGUGUUUGUGGGCGGCCAACUCGACCGGCAACGGAGCAUGUACAGCGACAUGCUGGGCGCUGCCCAGCGCAUUCCUCCGGACUUUGAAUGGGUUAAUUUCAUCACGCGCAACGCCAACGUGCUGGUGGACCCCGACUCACCGCCGAGAUCGCUGUCCAACAUCUCCUUCCCCAACCAGGAUCACCGCGCCACCGUCCCACUCAUCGAGGGCAGUCUGGAGCGCAAGUCGCGGGCCAUGCUGAAAGGCUACAGUACGGGCUACUAUGUUGUCACACCUGCUCGGUACCUGCAUGAGUUCAAGGACAACGAUGACUUCCGCCACGAUCCUUCUCCCGAGCUGUCUCUGUACCUGCCCGACUGCGUGAUUGGAGGCGUCGACGGUAACAAGUUCACUAUCAAAGGCAAGGAUGUUUCCGGCGGCAAGGUCGGCAACGCCUUCCACACCACCAGCGAGUUGAACUUCAAAGCACAUACUCCGAGCGACGCGGAGAAAUGGUGGAGCGUCAUCCGGGACUCAGCCAAGGCUGCCCCGGCACACUCGCCCGUGUCGCAGCCCACUAGCCCUGUGGUAGCCGGGGGGGCUGCCGCUGCUGCCACCGAGAGUGGAGCUGCUGCUACAGGUGCUGCCGCAGGCGAGGCACAACAGCAUCCUCCAGCCUACGCCGAAAAGGAAAGCUUUGCGCCAGCCGCUGCCGUCGAGGCGCCGACUCCUACCACCCCGGCCGCUGAGACUGGGCUCAACCGCUCAACAAGCUCCGGCACCGGCCACUACCACAUGGGACCGGGUGGAACAUCUGUUGCGCCUGAUGCAUCUGCUCCAAGUGCUGAGAAGUCAUGA
This is a messenger RNA of Aspergillus thermomutatus, 1584 nucleotides long. Its product is annotated as PH domain protein. The transcript has 4 exons. The record is from RefSeq and is a predicted model, not a curated record. NCBI's taxonomy places the organism in Eukaryota, Fungi, Ascomycota, Eurotiomycetes, Eurotiales, Aspergillaceae. The coding region runs from base 1 to 1584 and encodes 527 amino acids.